AUGCACGCGUUUACUGAUGCUUCGGCUAUUUGUUAUGCUGUAGCGUCUAGACUGAAACCUUAUAAAGAAGUAACCAUUCCAAGACUGGAGCUUCUAGCAGUGUGGAUAGGCGUUAAGGCCCUAGAAUUUGCAAGGUCUGAGUGCGAGCUGACAAAAGCAGGGUUGACGAAAUUAGAAAAUUCUCUCACAUUGAAUUUUAUCACAUCUCAGGGAAUGAGAACCCUGCGGCUCAGGGAAGGAGAACCCUGCGCGCAAUUAAGGGGAAAUAGAAUCUGGUGGGAAUGUCCUCCAUGGUUAAAAAGUACAGAAGUUGAGUUUGGAAAGGCUAUAACUUGGGAGGAGACAGUGGUUAACAUAAGUACAGGUUCAUCCCAUCCCAUUGUUGAUGCGCGUACUAUGGUGCAAGCGGACAGGUUUUCAAGUUGGGCUAAAUUAAAAAGAGUAGUUAGCUAUUGCUUACGUUUUAUUAAAGAGAUUAGUCGUGAGCUAGAUACAGGGGAGCAUCGCAGCUUAUUUGACAUGUUAAAAUGUGGAACGCGUAGGACUUAUUACUGCCAAUGGGAUGACUAG
Molecule: messenger RNA, 570 nt
Organism: Enterobius vermicularis (human pinworm)
Lineage: Eukaryota; Metazoa; Nematoda; Chromadorea; Rhabditida; Oxyuridae
Source: the annotation of a GenBank genome assembly